Messenger RNA from Capsella rubella, 1350 nucleotides. RefSeq names its product transcription factor MYB61. Bases 153 to 1202 code for a protein of 349 amino acids. Lineage: Eukaryota; Viridiplantae; Streptophyta; Magnoliopsida; Brassicales; Brassicaceae. Gene Ontology annotation, biological process: regulation of stomatal movement. The transcript has 3 exons. The record is from RefSeq and is a predicted model, not a curated record.
UCUAUCUCUCUUUCUCUCUCACCUCUCAUACUUAUGAACUAAAAGAUUUCUCUGAAAGCUGACUUCAAAAGCUUUUUUUAUAAAAAAAGUUCUCAAGAAAACAUACAAAAACUGAUCGAUCUUUAUAGUAAUUGUUCUAUUCAUAACAAUAUAUGAUGGGGAGACAUUCAUGUUGUUACAAACAGAAGCUGAGGAAAGGACUUUGGUCUCCUGAAGAAGAUGAGAAGCUUCUUCGUUACAUCACUAAGUAUGGUCAUGGCUGCUGGAGCUCUGUCCCUAAACAAGCUGGUUUGCAGAGAUGUGGCAAAAGCUGUAGAUUAAGAUGGAUAAAUUACUUAAGACCUGAUUUGAAGCGAGGAGCAUUUUCUCAAGAUGAAGAGAAUCUCAUUAUUGAACUUCAUGCCGUUCUUGGCAAUAGGUGGUCUCAGAUAGCUGCACAGCUCCCUGGUAGAACCGACAAUGAAAUCAAGAAUCUGUGGAAUUCUUGCUUGAAGAAGAAAUUGAGGCUGAGAGGGAUCGACCCGGUUACACACAAGCUCUUAACCGAAAUCGAAUCCGGUACAGAUGACAAACCAAAACCGGUCGAGAAGAGUCAACAACAGACCUACUACCACCUAGUUGAGACUGAAGGCUCCUCUAGCACCACCACUUGCAGUACUACUACUAACCAAAACAACAACAACAACAACAAUACUGAUCAUCUAUAUACCGGAAAUUUCGGUUUUCAACGGUUAAGUAUAGAAAACGGUUCAAGAACCGCAACCGGUUCAGACCUCGGAAUCUGGAUUCCCCAAACCGGAAGAAACCACCAUCAUGUCGAUGAAAACGUCCCUAGUGCAGUGGUGCUACCCGGUUCAAUGUUCUCAUCCGGUUUAACCGGGUACAGAUCCUCAAAUCUUGGUUUAAUCGAAUUGGAGAACUCAUUCUCAACCGGGCCAAUGAUGACAGAGCAGCAGCAAAUUCAGGAGAGUAACUACAACAACAACAACAGUUCAGCAUUUUUUGGAGCUGGGAAUGUGAAUUGGGGAUUAACAAUGGAUGAAAAUCAAAUUCCAUUCGCAAUAUCGAAUCAUUCAAAUUCUUCGUUAUAUAGUGAUAUCAAAUCGGAGACCAAUUUUUUCGGUACAGAGGCAACAAAUGUUGGUAUGUGGCCAAUUUGUAACCAGCUUCAAGCUCAGCAACAUGCAUAUGGUCAUAUAUAAAAUCUUCUUUGUAUAUUAUAAGGUGUGUAAAUCUUCUUUUCUCUUCUUCUUCUUUUUUUGUUUUUUUUUUCUUUUUGUUGAAGUGGCUUGUGUAUAUAAAGUUUGUGUUAUAUAUCAUUUAAUUUAACAGUAUUGUUUUUUUUUUACA